AUGGUCAAGAAGAAAGGAAAAUCCAAACGAUUAUCUCUACAUAAGAAGUACAAGAUUGCUCGUAAAGUGCGUGAACAUAAGCGACAGGAACGCAAGUCGGAUAAGCUCAAUCAACAUAAGAAGAAAAAAGAUUCAGGGAUUCCCAAUAAUUGGCCGUUUAAAGAAGAAUUAUUGCUACAGGUAGAGCAAUCACGAUUGGCAGAGAUUGAAGCGCAACGUCAAGCUCAACAACAACGGAAAGAGGACAAGAAGAAGGCGAAACUGCAGACUAGACUUGAACGAAACAAGGCCGUGGCACCCGUGACUCCAUUAAGUGUCGAGUUACAGGCUAAAAAGGACCUUAAACAUGCUGUACAAGCGGCAGAUGUAGUGCUCAUUGUGCUGGAUGCACGUGACCCACAGGGUUCUCGUUCGCUCUCGCUCGAGGACGGUCUGGUGGCCAAAGGACACAAGAAGGUCGUUCUUGUACUCAAUAAAGUGGACCUUGUAUCAGCUCAUACGGCACAGAAAUGGGUCACUUAUCUACGUCGCUUCCACCCGACGAUUCCUGUGCGUGCGUUAAACGCCAAAAUGUCGGACAGCUCCAAGAAAACCAGACAGGAGAAGGGUCAUAAAGCGCUCUAUGACCGACAGCAGGAGAUUAGCGGCAUGCGUGACAAUGGAGAGGUGCAGCCAUUGCGUGUGUUUUUAAAUGAACUGGCUAACAGCGUGGAUAAACCCAUUAGUGUGGCUGUCGUCGGGUACCCGAACGUAGGCAAGAGCACACUCAUCAACUCGAUCAAGCGGCGCCAGAUGGCCAACGUGUCGAGCAACCCGCAGUCUACUAAGACUGCACAGGAAGUGCAUUACGGCGAGAAGAUUAUGCUGGUGGAUUGUCCUGCACUGGACCCGGACUACAGCGACGAAUCGGCUGCCAUCCUGCGUCAUGGAAUUGCUGGAGUUUUUGUGGAAGAUCCCGUGCCCGUUGUGAAGAGCAUUGUUGAGCGGGGAGAUGCCGUGAACCUCAUGCAGACGCUCCAGGUCCCCGUGUUCCGGAAUCACGAAGAGUUUCUUACCAAGCUUGCCAUCAAGCAAAACAUGCUCCGCAAGGGCGGCGAACCGGACAUUCUCAUGGUGGCACGGACGUUCUUGCAGAAUAUGGGCAAGGGUGUGUACAGCCCUUCGUGUCUGCCGCCGGCCAAGUCCAAGUCGCGGUUUGAGGUGCCCACCUGGUACAAGAAGCUGGAUCUUGCUACGCUCCCUGAUGCCGAAACGCUGCUGUACAGCUCCAAUGCGACUGGCCACAAGCGCGUGCUCCUCUUCAAAGCAGCUCCUGUCUCACAUGCUGUCGGAGAAACCACAGAAUACGACCUUGUUAUGGGAGAGCUACCGGAAAACGACGGUCUUACAUCAGAAGAGGAAGAUGAGGAUGGCGACGCUGAUAUGGAAGAGGAGGAAGAAAAAAUGAAGGAUGGCGAGGAAUAA
This is a messenger RNA of Peronospora farinosa, 1464 nucleotides long. The record is from the annotation of a GenBank genome assembly. NCBI's taxonomy places the organism in Eukaryota, Oomycota, Peronosporomycetes, Peronosporales, Peronosporaceae.